AUGGAGGGCCAAGCCGUUCCUCAGAAUAUUGUGAGCCUACCUAUUGAGAUCAUCCUCAUGAUCAUUAAUAACUUGCCAAGCCACACGAGCAUUCUUUCACUGGCGCGGACCUGCAAAUUUCUGUCCGGGCUCUCUGUUAGAAUGCUUUAUCAGUUGAACAUCCGAUACGAAAACAGUUCAGUCUUCCAUUGGGCUGUAGAAACCGGGAGGAUCGAUUUAGUCGAGAAUAUGCUGUGCGGCUACUCGCCAAACGUCAACACUGUUGACAUGCUGAAUCCGGGAAAAGCGAGAUCAGAAACACUCACUUCCAACGCGGACAAGCUAACCCCGAUCAUGACGGCAGUUAGACGAAACUAUCAGUCGAUAUUUCUUCUGCUUCUCGAAAGAGGUGAUGUGGAUUUCACUUAUCAGGACAACCUCGGCCGCAAUGUACUACGGCACGCUGCCUCUACUGGCAACGUGUUCUGUGUGCAAAAACUCUUGGCUCGAAAUACUAUCGAUAUCAACACUCAAGACAAACUGGGAAGAACGGCAUUAGCUAUUGCCGUAAAACGUGAUACGAAGCGGCAUCGAGACGUGGUUCGUAUGCUCCUCGAGGUAGAUGAAAUCGACAUCAAUCGUGCGGACAAGAACGGCAGCACACCGCUUCAUAUUUCAGUCAGAUCACACAACCCGAUAAUUCAAUUACUACUGUCUCACCCGAUGGUUAAAGUCAACCAGAUUGAGAAUAAUGGCUCUACGCCACUCAUGAUAGCUACACAUCGGCCGGAUGACACUCUCACUUUUAACACCUUGCUACAUCAUACUGAUGUCAACAUGGACCAGCAAGAUCACAGGGGUCGAACCGCCCUUGUACAUGCAAUCUAUCGGGAUAACCGACAGGCAGUUCGGGCACUUCUGCGGAAGGGAUGUAGGGAUAUCCCGGAUUUCCGUGGCAUGACGCCUUUAAGCUGGGCGGUUUGGAAGCAAAGGAAACCAAUAGUUGAGGAUUUGUUGGCGGACCGCAGUGCCAGGGGCAUCGCUUUCUCAGACGCGGACAAUCCAUCAUCGCGGCUCGCUGUCCAACAUGGCAAUGUGGAAAUCAUGAAACUGCUGAUCAGAUAUAGCAUCGAUGUUAAUUAA
Messenger RNA from Talaromyces proteolyticus, 1122 nucleotides. RefSeq names its product ankyrin repeat-containing domain protein. The coding region runs from base 1 to 1122 and encodes 373 amino acids. Gene Ontology annotation, molecular function: protein binding. NCBI's taxonomy places the organism in Eukaryota, Fungi, Ascomycota, Eurotiomycetes, Eurotiales, Trichocomaceae. The record is from RefSeq and is a predicted model, not a curated record. The transcript has a single exon.